CCCCAUGCCAUGCCGACAGACAAAUAUCCCUCUACCCUGUGUUUUUUCUAACAUGGUUGUACUACUAACGCCUACUACAUAUUAAUCUGAGCCAAGCCCCCCACCCCACCCCACCUCACCAAAGAAUUACUAUUAAUUACUUAAACAAGAAAGAUGGUUUAGUCACCACUCCACCAUCCUCCCUUCCCUCAUUCAUUCAGUUUCACCCUUGAGAGAGAGAAAACAAGAAAAGACUUCUUACUCCUCUACCCCUCUCUCUCUCUCUACCCAGUCAUCUUUAAUAUUUAAAAAAGGUUAUCUAUUUGAUCUAUAAGGUUGCAAGGGUCCAAGUUGAAGAUUCUUGAGUUUAAAAAACUUCAGCUCCAUAUUCCUUCCAUUCAUCUGAUCCAACUCUGUGCUUUAUUUCUGCCACACUCUCUCUCUCUCUAGCAAUCAAAUUGAGUCCACCAUUCAUUCCCACAUAAAGAUCGAUUUUUUAUAAUUCAUGUGUGGGUCUGGUGUUGUGAUUAGAUGGAUACUUUGUUCAGACUAGUCAGCCUCCAAUCUGAUCAGUCCUUCAACUCCACCAGCAGAACCUCCAGCAGCUCCGCCAGAUCCUCCCGCCACCUCCACCAAAACCCUAAUUCCAAUUCCAAUUCCAAUUUCGAAGACGAUCAAGAUCAAGAAGAAGAAUGCUUCAAUUUUUUCAUGGAUGAUGAAGAUUUCUCCUCUUCUUCUUCUAAACACUACAAUCCCAAUCCCACCUAUCCCCCCCAACCCCACCAUCUCUCCAACACCCCCACUCCCACCACCACCACCACCGGCACCACCGGCAGCGCCACCCCCUCCCACCUCCACCCCUACGACCACUCCGCCGAUCAAUUCUCCUUCAACCUCGAAUUCUCAACCUACCUUUCCGGACAGAACAAAUGGGCCAACGAUAUUCUCCUCGAAACGGGAAAAGCCAUUGCUGACAGAAAUAGCUCCCGCGUCCAGCAGCUGAUGUGGAUGCUCAACGAAUUGAGCUCUCCCUAUGGCGAUACCGAUCAGAAACUCGCUUCCUACUUCCUCCAGGCCCUUUUCGGCCGGAUGACGGAUUCCGGCCACCGGACUUACCAGUCUCUAGCCUCCGCGUCGGAGAAGACGUGCUCCUUCGAAUCUACCAGAAAAAUGGUGCUCAAGUUCCAGGAAGUCAGCCCCUGGACGAUGUUCGGACACGUCGCCUGUAAUGGAGCCAUCAUGGAGGCGUUCGAAGGUGAGACCAAACUGCAUAUAAUUGACAUCAGCAACACGUACUGCACUCAGUGGCCGACUCUUCUUGAAGCCAUCGCCACACGGACCGACGAAACGCCGCAUCUCAGACUCACCACCGUCGUCACGACUAAAUCCGGCGGCGGCGCCGCCGCCGUGCAGAAGGUUAUGAAGGAAAUUGGGACCAGGAUGGAGAAAUUCGCAAGAUUGAUGGGAGUACCGUUUAAAUUCAACGUCGUCCACCACGCCGGAGACCUGUCGGAGUUGAAUUUCGCUGAAUUGGACGUUAAAGAAGACGAAGCGCUGGCGAUUAAUUGCGUAGGAGCAUUGCAUUCCGUGACGACGAUCGACAACCGGAGGGAUUUUCUGGUGUCCAAUUUUAGGGGAUUGCAGCCGAGGGUCGUCACCGUCGUGGAGGAAGAAGCCGAUCUCGACGUCGGAAUCGACGGCGGCGAAUUUCUCCGGGGGUUUCAGGAAUGCCUGAGAUGGUUUAGGGUUUACUUCGAGGCGUUGGACGAGAGCUUCCCGAGGACGAGCAACGAGCGGCUGAUGCUGGAGAGGUCCGCCGGACGUGCAAUCGUCGACCUGGUGGCUUGUCCGCCGCACGAAUCGGUGGAGCGGCGCGAAACCGCGGCGCGGUGGUCCCACCGCCUGCAUGGCGGAGGAUUCAGCCCCUUCCCCUUCAAUGAGGAGGUCUGCGACGACGUCCGGGCGUUGCUGCGGCGGUACAGAGAGGGAUGGUCAAUGACACAGUGCUCAGAUUCCGCCGGAAUAUUCCUCUCCUGGAAGGAUCAGCCGGUGGUGUGGGCCAGCGCGUGGAAGCGCUGACCGCCGAUCCUUCCCGCACGUGCCGUCGAACCAGAAUGUUAAAUGGAGUUGUUGGAGUGCUUGUACCAUUGGAGGGCAAAAUAGGAACAGAGGUACCACCACCAUUGGUUUUUUUAAAAACAUUUCCUUUUUUUUAUCCAAUUCUCAAUUUUUCAUUUGGAUCUGAGUUUCAUGAAUUAAAUUAAAUUAGUCCAUUCAUCAUCUAAUUCUCAUACAAUCAUCCAAUCAAA
Messenger RNA from Andrographis paniculata, 2288 nucleotides. Its product is annotated as protein SHORT-ROOT. The transcript has a single exon. Gene Ontology annotation, cellular component: nucleus. The record is from RefSeq and is a predicted model, not a curated record. NCBI's taxonomy places the organism in Eukaryota, Viridiplantae, Streptophyta, Magnoliopsida, Lamiales, Acanthaceae. Gene Ontology annotation, molecular function: DNA-binding transcription factor activity; sequence-specific DNA binding. Bases 511 to 2058 code for a protein of 515 amino acids. Gene Ontology annotation, biological process: regulation of DNA-templated transcription; negative regulation of mitotic cell cycle; asymmetric cell division.